CAACACCCUUCUAUUGUACGCUUCUUUUUUCCGUUUCCUUCGAUUCAAUUUCACUACUACUUUUUCUUUAUCCGCAAAAACCAAUCAAAUAAACAACACAAUCAUUCAACAACACAAAGAUAUAGAGAUUGAGAACAUUGGAGAUGAUGAUGAUGAUGAUGAUGAUGAUGAGAUGGAACACAAGAUCCAUUUUCUUUGUUGUGGGUCAGAGUUGACUUUCAUAACUUCACAAACACUACAUAGAAAAAAAUAGAAACAAAGAAAAGAGAAUGAAGGUGUGUCUGUCUCUCUCUUCUAUUCUUUGGUCAUCAUAACCAAAAAAAAUAAAAAUGCUUUCUUCCAAACAAAAGAUUUUUCAUUUUGUCUCAACCCACUUCACCACUUUCUCACCACACACAGGUUCCUUUUUCAAUUCAUUUUCCUUCUCAUCACCUCUUACAUGUGAAUUAAUUAAGGCAGUGAAAGCUUGGAUGAGCUUAGUUUGUUGUUCUUUUCCGGUCAGAAGAUUGUGAAUGAAAUUGGAAUUUCACUUUGAGAUCUUUUAUGCUAAAUUUGUUGUCAAAAUCCAGUCUUUGAACUAUCAUUAGUUGCAAAACUGGAGUAAGAAUGUCUAGUGAACCGGCUCCCAAACCUCGAUUUGUAUUAUGUCCGAAAUGCUGGCAGCUUCUUCAAGAGUCUCCAAAUUUUGAGUUGUACAAGUGUGGUGGAUGUGGCACAACUCUUCAAGCUAAGAAACGAAAAAGUACAACUGUGAACUCAGAAUCCAGCUCACAUGAGGCUGAUACUGCUCCUAGAAAUGCACUGGACUGUAGUCCUCAACAGACCGUUUUGAGGGGAAAAGCAACCAGUUCUUCGUCUGCAGAUUGUUCUUCAGAGGGAAAUGAAGGAAAGGAUCAAAUUGAAAAUAGUGAGUGCAAUGUAGAGAAGCCGGUUACUACCCAGGAUAAUGGUUUGAGGGAAAAAGCUACUUUUUCUGCCUCGUCAGAAUGUUCUUUGGAGGUAAAUAUUGAAAGGGCUCAACUUGAAAAUGGUGGAUGCAAUGAAGAGAAACCAAUUACUUCUCAGGAAAAUGGUUUGAGGGAAAAAAGAACUAGUUCUUCCUCAGAAGAAUGUUCGUUGGACAGAAAUGGUGAAACCGCUCAAAUUGGAAAUGGUGAAUGUAAUGAAGAGCGACCAGCUAUUUAUCAGGAUAAUGGUUUGAGGGAAAAAGCAACUAGUUCUUCAGGAGAAUAUUCAUCGGAUGGAAAUGGGGGAAGGGGUCAAAUUGAAAAUGGUGAAUGUGAUGAAGAGCAUCUUGGACCAUUUAAUUCAUCAUCAAAUGAAGAACUGAAAGAUGCAAUGGAUAUCUAUAAACUAUCAGAUAUCAGAAGGCAUACGGUGUCCAACAAAGGCUGUUCGAAUGAGACGUCAGCAGAAUUGGUGGCAGACAAUUCAGUAGAAAAGGUAAAUGAGACUAACUUGAAAGUAAAAGAAGAGCCAAGUAAUGGAAACAUGCCAUUAGAAAGGGCAGAAAAUCAGUUAAUUAAUGCAUUGGAUAGAGAAGAUGCCAGUGAUGAUAAAACAGCUAUUGUAGGGGUAAAGUCUGAUGUAGCCAUCGGCACAAAUGAUUUAGAAGUAGCAGCAGAGUUAAAUAAUGGAAUCUUGUCACAAGAAGGAGCAGGCCAGAAGUUAACUUCUGGAUCAGAUGGAGAUUGUGUCGAUAAUGACAAAUUGGCUCUAGUAGAUGAAAGCUCGGCAACAGACGUUAAUGGAACCGAUAAGGAAGACUCAAAAGAAUUAAAUAAUGGAAAUUUGUUAUCUACUGCCGAAAGGUCAAGUACUGUGGACUUCAUGUCUAAAAAGGGAAGCAUUUCAUAUGUUUCACCUCGUGAACUUAAAGAAGAUACAUGUCAUAAUCAUGCAUCUUUGUCCGAAAAUAUUCCCCGUAGCUUUGAGCGUGUAAGGUCUGCAGAUACAUUUGACAACACAGAUGUAAAUAAUCUCAGUUUGGAGAUUACUGGUGCACUGGAAGAGGUUUCUAAAUCUCCAACCACUAGAAGUUCUCAUGCUUAUGAUGGAAGUGUCUCUUCUAACGAUGGGAUCGACGAACAGUUCCUUGGUCAAAAUUUAUAUUCUUUCGAGGGAGUGUCCAGAAAGGGAAAAGGGGUUGUUAAUAGCAUGCUAUAUGAAGAUGUUGAAACGCAACAUCAAUCGAAUUUUCCUAAUAGAAAUUGUCAAAAUGAGGUGCUGGAGACCACAAGACUUGAUCAUGCACAUCGGAUGAGAACAAAAAAAGACGAGUUUCCGUUCAAAAUGCCUCUCCAUGGAAGUGGUUCCCAAUCUGGCUAUGAAAGUGGUAGUCCAGCAAAUCAAAUAUACGAUGAACUCUACCUCAAUUCAAGCUAUGUUUCACCUGACUCCGUCGAGGACCCUGAUCAAGAGAAGAUGAAAUUGUUGAGAAUGGUUUAUAAAUUGCAGGAUCAGCUCAACCGAACCAACCUUGCAAACAGGGAAAUAAAUGAAAGACCGUCCGCAGUAAAUCAUAUUUCUUCAUUCCAAAGUCAUGAUUUUCACGAAGGAAGAUUUUAUCAUGGUUUGGAUUACUCUCGGGGGGAUGCAAAUGCAAGCUAUAGUCAUGGCAUCAACAUGCACCAAAGGCGGCAUAACCUUUCAAGGAUACCAUCAGGAAAUGCACACCAUGUUGAUCAUCCUUGUUUCGAUUGCUUUCCUCAAGAAUGGCAACGCUCAGGAGAGUUUCCUCCGCAAUUUCCUUACCAGCGUGAAGAUCUGUAUAGGCGCCAUCCGGGUCAUACUCGCUGCUUAUCUCACCAAUCUUAUCCUUCAAGCCCACAAUGGUUAAUGCCCUCAAAACAUGUACACAGCCGUGAAACAAAAUCUUGUGAUCAGAGGCACAUGGCUCCCGAGAUGAACUAUACAAGGGAUAAACCGAGUUUGAGUAAGCGACAUUACCGGCCAGUAGCAGGUGGAGCACCAUUCAUCACUUGUCAUAAAUGCUUAAAGCUGCUGCAACUUCCCGCAGAUUUUCUCCUUUUCAAAAGAGUAUGUCAUAAGCUCAAAUGUGGUGCAUGUCAAGAGGUACUUAAAUUUUCUCUCCAGAACAGUAGUCAUAUAGUCUCUUAUACUCCAAAUGUUGUUGGACCACUAUCAAGUGGACCGGACCUACAAAAUAAGCUGAUAAAUGGCAUCAUUCCUCAUGCUGCGGACCCCGUGUCAUAUUCCGAUGAUUAUGGUCAUUCUGUUAGUAAAAGUUACUCGUCAGAAGGAGAUCAUGUUUCUGUUGCACCAUUUCAUCACUUGCACAGCGGUGCACGUGAUAAUCCAAGUGUCUCUCCCGUUACUGUUGAAGGUAUAACAAACAAGGAGAAAAUUGCUUCAAGAGGACCUAGCACAAGUAGGGCUCCAACUAAUAUGUCAUCAGAAAGAAAGGAAACACAAUCACAGGAAAAAGCUUCAGCACUUCAUCAACUGAUGGGUUAUUCCUCUCCAAGUCAAGUCAUAAGAGGUGCUCCAUCCUCUGCUGAAGGAAAAGAGGCCAUGCUCAAUGGAAAAUAUUAAAUUCCAUCAGAGCUGAAAGUUGAAUUUGUUGAAUCUAACUUAAAGCUGGAAAUGUCAAGAAAGGAAUUCUUUAUUCAAAUUUGAGAUAUAGUAAUGAAAUAUCUAGAUAAUGACCUUUUUUUUUAAAAAAAACUAUAUGGUGAUGGUGUUUUGAACUAGUGACUGUGACUUAUUGCUCUUCAUAGUAUAGUAUUUCAUUAUUCAAUUUUCUUAGUUUUGGCAACAGGUGCAGAAAAUAUAAUAUUUGUGUAAAUAUGAUUCUGGAUUUCUGGUGUAUAUAGAAGUAAUUAUUUGUGUGUUUAAAUUGUGUAUGUUUGUUGAAAAUUUAUUGUACCCUGGUAUAUUUCUUGCUUCAUAAGAGCAAUUUCUGCUAACAAUUUUAUAUAAUAUUUUAUUAA
Molecule: messenger RNA, 3953 nt
Organism: Trifolium pratense (red clover)
Lineage: Eukaryota; Viridiplantae; Streptophyta; Magnoliopsida; Fabales; Fabaceae
Product: protein ENHANCED DISEASE RESISTANCE 4
Exons: 3
Coding region: 607-3555 (982 amino acids)
Biological process (GO): regulation of defense response to fungus
Source: RefSeq, a predicted model, not a curated record